Messenger RNA from Lotus japonicus, 2916 nucleotides. RefSeq names its product probable GTP diphosphokinase RSH2, chloroplastic. The record is from RefSeq and is a predicted model, not a curated record. NCBI's taxonomy places the organism in Eukaryota, Viridiplantae, Streptophyta, Magnoliopsida, Fabales, Fabaceae. Gene Ontology annotation, cellular component: chloroplast. Bases 536 to 2710 code for a protein of 724 amino acids. Gene Ontology annotation, biological process: guanosine tetraphosphate metabolic process. The transcript is spliced from 6 exons.
AACAGAUUCUGCAGUUUUCUACCAACAAACGAAGCUCUCUCUCUCUCUCUCUCUUUCUCUUUCCUACUCUCUCCAUUUUCAAGCGUACUUGACCAUCUUUCCUCCAAAUCCAGGUCCUUGUUUGUAAAUUCUUCCCCAUUUUAGGGUUCUUUUCUCCGCCCACCUUCAAAACUCUGUAUAUAUACUAAUCAAUUUCAUUACCAAGAAAAAAAAUAUUGAAAAUCUCUGAAUUCUUCAACCAAUUUCCAUUCCCUUUAUUUUUUUUAUAAGAUCUGUAUACACAAGCACAGGGAAAAUUCUUUUCCUCUUUUUCACUCCACCAAUACAGCAACUUGUGACUUAAAGCUUGCAUAUAUUUCUUCUGGGUUUCUUAGAAAAUUAAGAAGAAAAAAUCAAUCUAAUUGUUGGGUUAUAUUUCUUUUUCCUUAGAUUUGUGAAAAUUAGAAAAAAAAAAUUGUAACUACCAUUUAUUUGGGUGCUUGAGUUUGGAAUUGGAAACCCUAAUUUCCCAAAUUGAAGAAGAAGCUUUUGUGUUAUGGCGGUUUCUACUAUAGCUCUAUACGCGAGUCCACCGAGCAGUGUGUGUUCACCACCGCAUCCUUGCCCGCAUGCUUCCUAUGACUUUGAAUUGGGAGCUAGAUCUUCCUCGCCGGCAUCGACAGCGACCGCGUCGACGUCGCAGAAGGCGGUAACGGGUGGGCUUUCGUGUUUGUUCUCAUCUCCGGCGGCGGUGGUGAAGCACGCGCCGUUGUCGUCGAGCUUCUGCGGCACCGUAGAUGAGGAUGAAUUGAAGGAUCUGAGCAGCUCGUUCUCGUAUUCGCCGAGUAAAUUUGGUGGGUCUUCUUGGAAGAGGGAUCAGAGCCCUGUGUCUGUUUUCCAUGGUCCUGUUUCCUGUAGCAGCGGCGGCGGCGGCAGCACCGUUCGUUCGGUUGCUAAGGGAUCAAUCCCGGUGAGGAUCGGGUGUGAAAGGGUUGGUGGGACGAGUGGCCUCUUUGAUGGGUUUGUGAGGAAUGCUUUGGGUUCUUGCUUGGAUUAUGAUUCAUCAAGUGUCAAAUUUCGUGGUGGUGAUAUAGAUGGAGGUGCCUCUUCUGCCCUGGUGGAUGAGUUGACCUUCAAUUUGGAUGAUACUUUUGUGGAGGGUGGCUUUGAGCCCUACGCUAAGAAGUUGCUGCUGGGGGCUCAGUUGAGGCACAAGAUCUUUUGUGAAGAGUUCGUUAUCAAGGCUUUUUGUGAAGCAGAGAAAGCUCACAGAGGACAGAUGCGAGCUAGUGGAGAUCCCUAUUUGCAGCAUUGUCUGGAAACUGCUGUGCUGCUGGCUAUGAUCGGUGCCAACUCCACAGUAGUUGCUGCUGGGCUUUUGCAUGACACCCUUGAUGACGCUUUUCUAACUUAUGAUUACAUAUUUGGGAUGUUUGGCGCUGGAGUUGCUGAUCUAGUGGAAGGGGUUUCUAAAUUGAGUCACUUAAGCAAGCUGGCUCGUGAAAAUAACACAGCUAGCAAGUCAGUUGAAGCAGAUCGCCUGCAUACAAUGUUCCUUGCCAUGGCAGAUGCAAGAGCCGUCCUCAUUAAAUUGGCAGAUCGACUACAUAAUAUGAUGACACUAGAUGCGUUGCCGGUGGCCAAACAACAAAGGUUUGCAAAGGAGACUUUGGAGAUUUUCGCACCUUUAGCCAACCGCUUAGGAAUAUCUAGUUGGAAGGAACAAUUAGAAAAUUUGUGUUUUAAGCAUCUAUAUCCAAUCCAAUAUGAGGAGCUUUCAUCAAAGCUUGUUGAUUCCUAUGAUGAUGUAAUGAUUGCUUCUGCAAUAGAGAGAUUGGAGCAAGCUCUUAAAGAUGAAGGCAUUUCUUACCAUGUCAUUUCUGGGCGACACAAAAGCUUGUACAGCGUCUAUUGCAAAAUGCUAAAGAAGAAACUAUCUAUAGAUGAUAUCCAUGAUAUUUAUGGGCUGCGCUUGAUUGUUGACAAGGAAGAAGACUGUUAUAAAGCCUUAACAGUUGUUCACAAGUUAUGGUAUGAGAUACCUGGAAAGCUGAAAGAUUACAUAUCUUGCCCCAAGUUCAAUGGGUAUCAAUCUCUGCACACUGUGGUGAUGGGUGAAGGCAAGGUUCCCCUAGAGGUGCAAAUUCGGACAAAAGACAUGCAUUUACAAGCAGAAUUCGGGUUCGCUGCUCAUUGGAGAUACAAGGAAGAUGACUGUCAACAUUCUUCGUUCGUGCUCCAGAUGGUUGAGUGGGCUCGAUGGGUUGUCACCUGGCAGUGCGAGGCAAUGAGUAAAGAUUGUUCGUCUGUGGGAUAUGCUGAUUCAAUCAAGUCACCAUGCAAAUUCCCUUCUCAUGCCGCUGAUUGCCCAUAUUCUUAUAAGCCUGAUAAUGGUGAGGAGGGACCUGUUUUCAUUAUCAUGAUUGAGAAUGACAAGAUGUCGGUCCAAGAACUUCGUGCAAACUCGACAGUAAUGGAUUUGUUGGAGAGAGCGGGGCGGUCGAGCUCUCGGGUGAUGACAUACAGGUUCCCACUGAAGGAAGAAUUGAGGCCAAGGCUGAACCACAAGCCUGUAAGUGAUCCCUCUUGCAAGUUGAAGAUGGGAGAUGUGGUGGAGCUUACACCUGCCAUACCUGACAAGUAUCUCACAGAAUAUAGGGAAGAAAUCCAACGCAUGUAUGAUCGAGGCCUAACUGUAUCAGGCACGGGCAUGGUUGGUUCAAGAAGCUGACCCUUGCUUGGCUUUCACAUCUGUUCCUUCUACAUAUCUUAGAAACAGUUAUGUUGUAUAUAUCUCUGUUGUACAUAACAACUAUAUAUGUUACUAGUUUGAACUUGCUAACUAGAUUCAAUUAUCCAAUGAAUGAUUGGUUUAUGUAGUUGGGCUAAUGGUCCUCAUCUAUUCAAUACACCUAGUGUUUCAAGUUUUAUUUUGAA